AUGGAGACGGCGGCGGCGGCGGCGGCGGCGGCGGCCGUGGCUUUGGCUCUGGGCUUGCUGCUGCUGGCCGGGGCGGGCAGCUCGUGGGCGGACGAGGCGCGGGAGGCGGAGGCCGUGCGGGCGCUGCUGGGCCGGCUGCUGGGGUCCGAGGCGGCCGCCGCCUUCGCGGUGUCGGUGGAGCGCGCCCUGGCGGCCGAGUCGGGCCUGGACACGUACCGCCUGAGUGGCGGCGGGGGCCCCGGGGCGCGGGUGCUCGUGCGGGGCUCCACGGGCGUGGCGGCCGCUGCAGGGCUGCACCGCUACCUGCGGGACUUCUGCGGCUGCCACGUUGCAUGGUCGGGCUCGCAGCUGCACCUGCCACAGCCGCUGCCCGCCGUGGAGCUGACCGAGUCCACCCCCAACAGGUACCGCUAUUACCAGAACGUGUGCACACACAGCUACUCUUUCGUGUGGUGGGACUGGGCGCGCUGGGAGAAGGAGAUCGACUGGAUGGCACUCAACGGCCUGAACCUAGCGCUGGCCUGGAACGGUCAGGAAGCCAUCUGGGAGCGGGUGUACCUGGCACUGGGCCUGACGCAGGUGGAGAUCGAUGAGUACUUCACAGGUCCUGCCUUCCUAGCGUGGGGACGCAUGGGCAAUUUGCACACCUGGGGGGGCCCCUUGCCCCGCUCCUGGCACCUCAAGCAGCUUUAUCUACAGCACCGUAUCCUGGAUCGCAUGCGUGCCUUCGGCAUGACCCCAGUACUGCCCGCAUUCCCCGGCCACGUCCCCAAGGCUCUCACCCGGGUGUUCCCUCAGAUCCGUGUCACCCAGAUGGGCAGUUGGGGACACUUCAAUUGCUCCUACUCCUGUGCCUUCCUGCUGGCCCCGGAAGACCCCCUCUUCCCCAUCAUUGGAAGCCUCUUCCUGCGGGAGCUGACCAGGGAGUUUGGCACUGACCACAUCUACGGGGCUGACACUUUCAAUGAGAUGCAGCCCCCAUCCACGGAGCCCUCCUACCUGGCCGCUGCCACCUCUGCUGUCUACCAGGCCAUGACUGCAGUGGAUCCUGAGGCUGUGUGGCUGCUGCAGGGCUGGCUCUUCCAGCAUCAGCCCGACUUCUGGGGACCUGCCCAGGUGGACGCCGUGCUGGGGGCUGUGCCACAGGGCCGCUUACUGGUGCUGGACCUGUUUGCCGAGACCCAGCCUGUAUACGUGCGCACCGCGUCCUUCCGGGGCCAGCCCUUCAUCUGGUGCAUGCUGCACAACUUUGGGGGCAACCACGGCCUGUUCGGGGCCCUAGAGGCCGUGAACCAGGGCCCCGCGGCCGCCCGCAGCUACCCCAACUCCACCAUGGUGGGCACGGGCAUGGCACCUGAGGGCAUCGAGCAGAACGAAGUAGCCUAUGCCCUCAUGGCCGAGCUGGGCUGGAGGAAGGAACCAGUGGCGGACCUAGGGGCGUGGGUGACGGGCUUUGCUGCCCGGCGCUACGGAGCCUCCCACAAGGAUGCAGAAGCCGCCUGGAGGCUGCUGCUCAGGAGCAUCUACAACUGUUCGGGCCAGGCCUGCAGCGGACACAACCGCAGCCCGCUGGUCAAGCGGCCGUCCCUCCAGAUGGUCACCGCUAUCUGGUACAACCGCUCCGACGUGUUCGAGGCCUGGAGGCUGCUGCUUUCCGCAGCCCCUGCCCUCUCUACCUGCCCAGCCUUCCUUUACGACCUGGUAGACGUCACUCGCCAGGCAGUUCAGGAGCUAGUUAGUUUGUACUACCUGGAGGCGAGGAGCGCAUACCUGGAGAAGAACCAAACCACCUUGCUGCGGGUAGGGGGCAUCCUGGCCUAUGAGCUGCUACCCGCGCUCGACCAGGUGCUGGCAAGUGAUAACCACUUUCUGCUGGGCCGCUGGAUAGAGCAAGCCCGGGAGACGGCGGUGAGCGAGGAUGAGGCCCGUUUCUACGAACUGAACAUUCGCUACCAGCUGACACUGUGGGGACCAGAGGGUAACAUCCUGGACUAUGCUAACAAGCAACUGGCCGGCCUAGUGGCCGACUACUACACCCCGCGCUGGCAGCUCUUCCUGCAGAUGCUGGUAGAGAGCCUGGCACAAGGCCGCCCCUUCCAGCAGCACCAGUUCGAGCAGAAGGCCUUCCAGCUGGAGCAAGGCUUCGUGUUCAGCACGCAGAAGUACCCCGUGAAACCCCAAGGCAACUCUGUGGACCUAGUCAAGGAGCUUUUCCUCAAGUAUCACCCCGUUAUGUGACCC
Suncus etruscus (white-toothed pygmy shrew) is the source of this 2241-nucleotide messenger RNA. It is a transcript of the gene NAGLU, whose product is annotated as N-acetyl-alpha-glucosaminidase. The transcript has 6 exons. The record is from RefSeq and is a predicted model, not a curated record. Bases 1 to 2238 code for a protein of 745 amino acids. Lineage: Eukaryota; Metazoa; Chordata; Mammalia; Eulipotyphla; Soricidae.